CAUUAACCAACGGAAAGCGCACUUCCGUGUUAUCUCAGUUAUCAGCCAAUGCAGUGGAAGUUAAAAAGAUUCUAAAGUCCAAAACAGCGGAGUGUUUAGUGUCAGAAUCGGGAAAAAAGUGGCACCUUUUCAUAAAUAUUAAUAAAUAAAUUAAUUUUUGUUUUAAGUAUUAAAAAGCUGAACGCGUUUGUAUAGUUUCGUGAACGACAGAAGAACGAGACCUGUAACAACCCAACACAACAGUCACUACCGUCGUAAUUCAUUGUGGAGUAGCGUCAACUUUACAUAAACUUCGGAAGUUCAGUGGAAAGUUGUGGAAAUGGCAGAUUUUAGCAAAAGUUCGGACAAAAAUGAUGUUGGAGCUGUUGGCGGCGAGGAUUCAGUAGAUGAGAGAAUCAAUGAGCAAGCAGCAUUUGUCCUACGUGGAUACAUUGUGCAGGCAGCCCAUGAAGACGACCCAGAUGUCCUGUUGAGCCAAGAGGAUUUGGGUGGAAGUCAAAGUGAAAGCCGGGACCCUGAAGUGAAAGAGAUUGUCAGAAAUUUAAUUCAAAUAGGAGACGAGCUGAAUAGGAAUGCUGAACUUCAGUACCUGAUUGAUCACAUCCAGCUUGACUCAGCAGAUUUAUUCUAUGUUGUGGCUGAGAGGAUUUUUGAAAAUGGUAUUAAUUGGGGAAGAGUUGUUGCCCUUUUUCAUUUUGCUUACAAACUUAUAUAUAAGGCAGUAACUACAAACUGCAGGGACAUAGUAAUGAAGAUCAUGGGCUGGGCAUUGAAUUUCUUCAGGCGUCAUGUGUCUCAGUGGAUCAGAGAGCAAGGAGGAUGGGAAACUGUCCAGUAUUAUUUCCAAAAUCUUAGAUGGCACAAUGUGGCAAUAUUUGUAGCUGGGGUUCUCACGGGUGCCUUGGCUUACUGGAAGAUGACAUAAAUAAGCUGCAGUUCUGUUUAUAAAGUGGAACAUAUAUAUAAGUGUAUAAGCCUCUCCAUGCGCGACUGACUGUAUUGCACUCCAAUUUUCCAAGCCAGUAAAAGCAUGUAAAUGUGGCUCAAUGUUAUGCAAAUGGAAGCAUCUCAGAUUUCUGCUAAAGAACCGAGUUAAUAAAUGAGUUUUGAGAUAAAGCUGUAUAAUUUCAUAUAAAUCUGUCAUUUUUAAUAUAUAUAUAUAUAUACAUUUUUUUUUCUUUUUUUGUAUUUUUAUAUUAAUUGAUGAAAAAUGUUUAUAUUGGCUUCCAAUGUUUAGUGCAAUUACAUUAUUUAAAGGAAACCUAUUGUAUUUUAGGUAGCGGAUAUGUUCAUGAAGUACUGUAUAAACUGUGUUAGAUUAAUCUCCAUAACCGCUGUACUUGCAGGGGUUAAUGUAUGACAGACUAUAGGCAAGCUGCACUGUCAUUUCUAUCAAUUAACGUACUCUGCUAAGAACAAGAAUUCGCUACAAUAACAAAUAUUUAGCAUAUCAAUCCUACUUUUAAAUUUUCAUUGUUGUUUUAUGUGAAUUGAAAGUGACUGAUCACUGUAUUUAUACUGGUUUACUGCAGUUAGUGUUAUUUUAAGAAUGCACAUCAUUUGCAGUUUACAUAAAUGGCAGUUUAAUGUAUUUUCAAAACUCUGAGUUAAUUAUCACUACAUUGAUCUCUAUCACUACACUGCAUUGGAAGUUAUAUGGUAUGAUAUUCUACAUGAGUAAUGUUAAAGGUAAUUGCAAUAUAAUGUAUUAUAUACAGCUGACCCUGUCUCUUCUGUUUCGUGAGAACCAUGAAGUGAGACCAUAUGUAUAGUAUUUGUUUAAUGUCAAUUACUAUUGGGUGAUCUCUUACUUUACUCCUCUGUGUGUGUGUGUGUGUGUGUGUUUUUUUCUUUCUUCUUUUAAAUAUAUUUGAAAACAUUUCUUCUUUGUAAUACUGUGUUGUUCUAGUAAAUGCCACUGAUCUGUGAAUCUA
Molecule: messenger RNA, 1934 nt
Organism: Acipenser ruthenus (sterlet)
Lineage: Eukaryota; Metazoa; Chordata; Actinopteri; Acipenseriformes; Acipenseridae
Product: apoptosis regulator BAX-like
Exons: 6
Coding region: 320-925 (201 amino acids)
Biological process (GO): intrinsic apoptotic signaling pathway in response to DNA damage; extrinsic apoptotic signaling pathway in absence of ligand; mitochondrial fusion
Cellular component (GO): mitochondrial outer membrane
Molecular function (GO): channel activity; protein homodimerization activity; protein heterodimerization activity
Source: RefSeq, a predicted model, not a curated record